Molecule: messenger RNA, 2645 nt
Organism: Linum tenue
Lineage: Eukaryota; Viridiplantae; Streptophyta; Magnoliopsida; Malpighiales; Linaceae
Source: the annotation of a GenBank genome assembly
GUUGAAAGUAGCGGUAAACGGUAAUGGAUUUGAAGUACAUCGUGGAAGCUUUGCGCUGCUGUCGGAGGCUUCACGCUCUCCAGCGCGGGAAGUCAUUUCACUCCCAUCUGAUCAAAACUGGGUUUUCUCCAGGGGAUGUUUACAUGAUGAAUAACCUGAUCACGUUGUACUCUGAUUUCACCCAGCUGAACGAUGCCAGGAAGCUGUUCGAUGAAAUGCCCGUGAGAAACAUUGUUACUUGGACAUCAGUGGUCUAUGCUUGCACUAGGAGUGGGAAGCCUCAUGAUGCCAUCGAACUGUUCAACAAGAUGUCGGACGCUCAAUCCGUGAUGCCUACUGGGUUCAUGUACUCCGCUGUGCUGAAGGCGUGUGGGCUGGCGGGUGAUGUUCAACUGGGUAGGCAGAUACACGAGAGGAUUCGUCAAGAGAAUCUGGAAGAGGACGUCGUUCUGAUGAAUACCCUUUUGCACAUGGUACUGUGGGCAGGGCUUGAUGAAGGAAGCGGUGGAUUUGUUUCAGCAGAUGCCUGAUCCAAACGUUGCUUCGUGGAACACUGUCAUUGCUGGUUUGGCUGAUAAUGGGAGUAUAAGUACACUAGAGUUCGUGGGUAAGAUGCAUAAGGAAGGCCUUAAGCUGGACGAGUUCACCUUCCCUUGUGCUCUAAAAACAUGUGGUGGUUAUGUUGGUUUUUUUGCCAUGGGAAAGCAAAUCCACUGUUAUGCUUUAAAGUCUGGUUUUGAGGUUUGCUGCUAUACUCUCUCUGCGCUGGUGGAUAUGUACUCUAAUUCCAAUGCUUUAGAUGAAGCAGUUAGAUUGUUUGAAAGUUACUGCACCAGAAACGGGUCAAAUUGUUUGAGUCUGUCGUUCUGGAAUGCCAUGAUUUCUGGGUAUGUGGAGAAUGAUAAACAUAUCCAAGCCCUGAAUUUGCUUUCUAGCAUCCAUCAUUCUGGUGUUCUUUUUGAUUCCUAUACUUGGAGUUGUGCAUUGAGGGUCUGCAUCAACUUGUUUCACUUCAGGCUUGGAGUUCAAGUUCACGGUCUUCUUGUCACCAGUGGGUACGAGUUAGAUUGUGUCGUGGGCAGCAUUCUUACUGAUCUAUAUGCAAAACUCGGGAAAAUGAAGGACUCCUUUGCAGUAUUUGACAAGCUUCCCGAGAAAGACUCCAUAGCUUGGUCUGGAUUAAUCAUAGGAUGCACCAAAGCAGGGGUGAGCUCAGAAACUUUUUCCCUGUUCAGAGAUAUGGUCAGUUUAGGCCUUGAAGUAGAUCAAUAUGUAGUUUCUGCCAUGCUAAAAGUUUGUUCAAGUGUAUCAUCUCUUGGAAAGGGAAAACAAAUUCAUGCUUUCUGUAUCAAGGCAGGACAUGAAACCGAAGCAGUAGCAGCCACGGCUCUUGUUGAUAUGUACUCAAAAUGUGGUGAAAUUGAAGAGAGUAUAGCUCUCUUCAAUGGUCUAUCUGAUAGGGAUGUUGUGUGUUGGACGGGGAUCAUUGUCGGGUGUGGUCAGAAUGGCAAAGCCAAUGAAGCUCUUGAGAUAUUCCAAGAGAUGAUAAAGUCGGGAAUAGAGCCAAAUGAAGUCACCUUCUUAGGGCUUCUUGGCGCAUGUAGACAUGCAGGUCUGGUUGAAGAUGGGUGGAGGUUAUUUCAGUCCAUGAGAUCUGAUCAUGGACUUGAACCUCAAGUAGAACAUUAUUACUGCAUGGUGGAAUUACUUGGUCAAGCUGGGCUGUUAAAGGAGGCAAGGAAGUUGAUUAGUGAGAUGCCACUUAGGCCUAACAAAACGAUAUGGAGCUCCUUGCUCGCAGCUUGCGUUACUCAUAAGAACAGUGAGAUGAUUAGUGGUAUAGCUGAAAACCUCCGUGUUGCCUUUCCUGAUGAUCCGUCUGUGUAUGUAAUGGUCUCAAAUGCUUAUGCAACGAUGGAAAUGUGGGACGACCUCAACAGAGUGAGGGAAACUGCAAAAGCUUCUGGUGUAAAAGAAGCCGGAAGGAGUUGGAUUGAGAUGGCUGGUUAGAUUUUCAUCUACUUCAGAACGAAGGUGAGGUUUCCAUGCAUGGGUUAGUAAACAACAGGUGAGGUUUCCAUGCGCAUUUACUAAAGGACUGCCAAGGCAUCUAAUCCAUGAUCAAGCGACGCUGCCUAAUAAGUACAAUUUGGAGAGUACGAGCUACAGAUUCUAUUCGCUUGAAGUUGAAGGUACUGCAAUCAGACAUUGGAGCUAUAUAUCAUCAAGCAGGUCUUGGAACGAAUACUGGUACUUGUUUAUAGAACACAUUAUCAUAUAGAAUGAGGGUUUUUUGGUGACUGGAGCCUUAGAUAUUUACAUGGGGGUGGAAGAAGAUCUUAAAAAACAACCAUGUAUAGGCGGGAGCAUGAAGCUCUAAGCACUAAGCUCUAUGGUCACCAUUGCUUCCUUCUUGUCUUCAUCAUCGUCCUGGUUGAAAUUCAACACAUUGUAGAUGGAUUGGACGAUCGACUUAAAAGGAAUCGAAGGAAGAAUGAGGAGUCGACGGUAGUGGAGCCGGAGGCGGUGGCCUAGUUAGGAUUCGAGCUUAAUGAAGUCUUAUUUACAAACAAGUACGAUAACAUUAGAUUUCUAUUAUUAUUAUUAUUAUUAUUAUUAUUAUUUAUUAAUUAAAUAUAUUAAAG